Molecule: messenger RNA, 3981 nt
Organism: Osmia bicornis bicornis
Lineage: Eukaryota; Metazoa; Arthropoda; Insecta; Hymenoptera; Megachilidae
Exons: 12
Coding region: 418-2937 (839 amino acids)
Cellular component (GO): membrane
Source: RefSeq, a predicted model, not a curated record
AGCGCGCGGUACGGAUCCAUUGGCAAUCGGCACUGCAUUUCGGGUCUUACGAUCGAAUUUCAACCAAGCAUGUACAAUCGAAAUCGUUCGUUCAAACAGUCCGGUUAAAUCUCUCCUUCGUUUACUAUCCGAUUUCCUUUUCGAUCGAGGAAGUACCAUAGAUUUUGUGGACGAUUCGUAAUUCGUCGUACCGAUACAUCGGCCGGAAGCGAAGCUUUCCUUGCUUACAGGAGUAAUUUUUCGUAUUUAGACGGUGACAGAAGCCGGAAGAAGAAAAAGAAGCAUGCAACGGUGACGCAAGAGCGUUUUAAAAUUUGCUUGAUGCUCAGUAUCAUUCUUAAUAUUUGAUUCGAAAACACACGCUCUUAUUACUUACGAAAGCUUUCGCGCACGAUCGGCUACUCUAUCAACGACAAGAUGAUGCUGAUCAAGAGCUUCUUCCGGAGGAUCAUCAAAGACUUCCGGCACAAGGAGUUGCUACCUCUUAAAAUGAUAUUCUUCGUUCAAGCAUCGACGCUCUAUGUACUUUAUCCAUAUCUGACGAUCCACAUGAGGGAACUCGGUAUAAACGUUGAGGAAACAGCUAUAAUGAGCGCGAUAACACCGGUAAUCGCGAUGGUGAUGCCACCCCUUGCAGGCAUGUUAGCCGAUCGCGUAGGAAAUUUCAAAAUUUUAUUAUCUCUAUUCUCAUCGUUCGGCGGUUUGGCGGCACUUUUAUUGCUGCUCGUCCCGAUUGCCAGGAUAACCGUGGAAUUUCCGAACAGGGUCGUUAUGGAUCUCGCAUGUACAGGGAACAACGGGUUGCUUUACACGAUGAGCGAAAAUCAUGGCUGCGAGACGAAACUGCAAGGAGAAAUUUCAACGAGGAUCGAGAGUUGCGGUUACACCUGUCGAUUCGAUAUUCAUAAUGAUACUGAUCCGCGGACAAUUGUGUUAUCGAGGAUGUACACCAUCAACCGAUACAAUUCCGAAACUGGUGCAUCCUCCUCGUUUAAGUUUUCCAUUGGUCCAAACGAAAUGCCACCGGAGAAAGAAGAAGAUAUCAGAGAACAUCGGAAGUUAAAGAACAACGAGUACUUCAAAACGUCGAUACGACAAUUGUCUCAGAACGAGUAUUUCUUUCCGUCGAAUCAAUUAUACGAAUUUUCUUGUACAGUAUCGGGAUUUAUCGAAGAUUUUGAAACGUCAACCUUAAACGCCGCUAUGUCAAACAGGAUCUAUGAAAAUCGUACACUUUGCGCCUUUAAUCCAAUUAUAGCGCACAAGGAUAACGUUAGCCUCGCCAUUAAUUAUUAUACCUACAAAUCGAAGCUAAAGAGCCUCGAAGCUACCGAAGAGGAUCGAAACGCAAAGAGGCAAAGAUAUUUCUCAGAAGAGAUAGCCUGGAGGGGAAGAAAAUUUCAGAAAAUCACUUGUGGAAAUCCUGAUUUAGAAAGCGAAAAAAUCACUCUCGAUUUACCGCUGUUUAAUUACUCCGUCAGUUCAGAUCCUUACAAGACAUUGAGCACUGAGAAUUGCAGCAAAAGGUGCAUCGUCACUGCACCUCGCAAAGAAAUGUGUUCGAAUAUGAAUACGGUUCUUGAAUACAACGUGGGAGUUACUUUUUGGAUGUAUUUUGCCAUUAGAGUAUUUAUUGGUGUUAUCGGUGGCACCACCUUUGCCAUGUUCGAGGGUGCAGUGAUCGCGAUAUUACGCGAACAGAAAGCUGAUUAUGGGCUUCAAAGGAUUUAUGGCAGCAUCGGUGGUAUGAUAUCAUCGCCGCUCUCUGGACUUCUCAUUGAUUAUGCAAGCACUGGCAAAGGCUAUACCGAUUUCAGACCAGCAUUUUAUUUGUACGCUGCUUUAAAACUGAUGUCAGGAUUGCUGAUGCUUGCUAUUAAUUUGGAAUUCAAAUCGCCAGCUACGAACGUAGUUAACGACGUUUUCACGGUUUUAAGGAACGUCGAGGUGGUAGCACUUUUUAUCGCCUGUUUCAUUCUUGGAACUGCUUGGGGAUACAUCGAAUCGUUCCUCUUUUGGUUGAUACAAGAUUUAGGAGGAUCAAGAUCGCUCAUGGGUAUCACCAUAACCGUAGGCGGUAUAGCUGGUAUACCAUUACUGGUACUAUCUGGUCCAAUCAUAUCAAAGAUCGGCCAUGCCAAUGUACUUUUUAUAGGCUUCGUUUUUUACGCCAUAAGACUUUGCGGUUAUUCUUUAAUAUACAAUCCAUGGCAUACUCUUAUUUUCGAGGCACUAGAGUCGGUAACAUUGUCGCUUAGUUUCACCGCUGCUGUCACUUAUGCGGCCAAAUUAUCUACCACCACUACUGACAGUUCUAUACAAGGAUUAUUAGGCGGAGUUUAUUACGGAGUUGGCAAGGGUUCAGGGAGUUUGAUAGGUGGUUACUCGAUGAAAGCAUUCGGGACGCGACCGACCUACAGAAUCUUCGCAGUGAUGACACUGAUCACCGGCAUAAUGUACUACAUUUUCAACGUCGCUUACUUGAAGAAACGUCCUCAAGUGGAAGGGAACGACAUCGUGAAAAAGAAACCGAAGAAAAUGGAAAAUCAAAAUGGCCUGGAAAGUGGAAUCAUAGAGAUAGGGCUAGAAGAACAAAAGCAUCAUCGAAACGACGAUGAAAAUAACGAAUCGAACAACCUAACUGGCAUCGACAACAAAGCCUUCUCCGAGGAACAAGAUAACAUGAAAGAUGAAGAAAAUAAGAGGAAGAGUAACAUGGAAGCUGUCAAUAACGCGAAGAAUCUUGAUAAAAUUGAAAAAGUGCCUGUUGAAGAGAGUAAAAAGAAAUUCGGAGCGAAAAGGUUGAAAAACGCGCAAACCGAUGAACGAGAAAGAACGAAAGAAGUUUUCAAACCGAAUGGUACCACGAAUCCAAGUUUUGAGAACGAUGAUCAAUGCAACGUGACUGUUGAGAGGCAACCGGAAGAAAAGAAAUGAACAUGUUCCUCCUGCGAUCUCGAUACCCCUCUCUUCCUUUUUUGAUUCAGUCUCACAAUCUAUGAAACUGAUUGAAGACAUUGCAGCAGCUGAUUAUAAUUUUUCGAAUAAUUUCAGACAAACAUUCAGUCUCUAUCUUCGUUCGAAUAAUUAUAAAAGGCACUUCGUAUUUCUCAACUUUUGGUCAAUCGAAUCUUCACAGAAAAUCGUUCAGGAUUAUUCUGAAUAAUAUCGUGCAUGUACUUCACCAUGUUAAAUAUCGAAUUAACGAUAUUGUACAUUUUCUUUUUUAAUUACUAUUCAAAAAUAUGUGUGUAAUAUUCCGUUUCUAGGCUUAAGAUAAAGUCAGAUUACUAUUUUAUACAUACUUUCUCGUAGAAUAGUGUAAAAUAAAUAUAAAUGAUACAUUUAGAAUUUAGAAAAUGUUUAACACAAAUAUGUUUGUUGCUGUUACUUGAACGUUAUAUAUAUAUAUAUUUCUUUAUCAGUUGAACAAUUUAAUAUAAAACUAACGAUAAUUAAUAAUUUAACGAUUGUUUAUAGUCUCGAAAAUUAUACAGGGUGUCUCACUUAAACGGAUACAGAGCUCUUAUUCCGUAACUAUUAAUGAUACAAAAAAUUGUUGAUAUGGAAAUUGCAUGGGAAAAGGGGGUUUAUGUUUUGGCCGAAGUGAAAAAUCUUUUGUAUUAUUAAUUUAAGAGAUAUGAUGGUCAAAUUUUAUUUUUUAAAUGGAACCAUAUAUUUUUUUUCAGAUCAUGUAAUAGUGCUUCUCAAGACGAAUUCCUUAAACUAUAAUGUAUACACUUGAUUUUAAUCAGUUUUCAAAAUAUAACGUUUAUAAAUUUUCCGAUUUUCAGUGGAUACGACACGGUUUGAGUGGCAAGUCGUAAAAGCGGCCCUAUUGUUGCGGUUUCUUAUUCUUUGGGUCUGCCGUUCCUAGCGUAGACCCCCACUGUGGCACUUACCGCUACAAUAAGGUCACUUUUACGACUUGCUACUCAAACCAAGACGUAUCUACUGAAAAUCGGAAAAUUUGUAAACGUU